Molecule: messenger RNA, 3072 nt
Organism: Bacillus rossius redtenbacheri
Lineage: Eukaryota; Metazoa; Arthropoda; Insecta; Phasmatodea; Bacillidae
Product: very long chain fatty acid elongase 7-like
Exons: 11
Coding region: 285-1520 (411 amino acids)
Biological process (GO): sphingolipid biosynthetic process; fatty acid elongation, monounsaturated fatty acid; very long-chain fatty acid biosynthetic process
Cellular component (GO): endoplasmic reticulum membrane
Molecular function (GO): fatty acid elongase activity
Source: RefSeq, a predicted model, not a curated record
CUCAGUGAGUGUGCGAUUGUGCUUCUGUGACAGGUGCGGCGACUACACACAGGUGGCGUCGCGGAGUCCCCAGCUGCGGUCACAGAGGACAAGAUCCACAACGUGCGCGGGAGGACGAGGCCGGGCGAGAGAGCAGUUCGAGCACGCGAGUACGCUCUUGCUACCGCACUCGCGCCCCUCACUCGAGCCGCGUCGCCAAGUGCACUCUCGAAGUGACUCCACGAGGGCUGUUCCGCACUGUGGGUGAAGUAUGCAGGAGCUGACGACUGACAGCUGAAGGCAAUAUGGCGCAGCUCGUCAGGAACAUCGUGGUCAGCUACCUUGACCUCAUGGAGAACAAGAGUGACCCGCGAGUCAAGGACUGGCUGCUCAUGAGCAGUCCCUUCCCCACGCUCGCCGUCUGCCUCAUGUACGGCUACUUCUCCAAGGUGCUGGGUCCCAAGCUCAUGGAGAACCGCAGGCCCUUCGACCUGAAGAGGGUGCUCGUCGUGUACAACCUGGCGCAGGUUUUGUUCAGCUCCUGGCUCUUCUAUGAAUGUCUGAUCAGCGGCUGGCUCAACCACUACAGCUACAGAUGUCAGCCGGUCGACUACUCCACCAGCCCGCUAGCCAUGAGGAUGGCGCGCGGCUGCUGGUGGUACUACUUCUCCAAGUUCACAGAGUUUUUCGACACGAUCUUCUUCGUGCUGCGCAAGAAGAAUGAUCACAUCUCCACUCUGCACGUCAUUCACCACGGAGUCAUGCCCAUGAGUGUGUGGUUCGGCGUCAAGUUCACCCCAGGCGGCCACAGCUCCUUCUUCGGCCUGCUCAACACCUUCGUGCACAUCAUCAUGUACUCGUACUACCUGCUGGCGGCGCUGGGCCCCCGCUUCCAGAAGUACCUCUGGUGGAAGAAGUACCUGACCGUGCUGCAGAUGGUGCAGUUCGUGCUGGUGAUGCUGCACGCCUUCCAGCUGCUCUUCACAGACUGCAACUACCCGCGCGCCUUCGUCUGGUGGAUCGGCAUGCACGCGGUCAUGUUCUACUUCCUCUUCUCCGACUUCUACAAGCAGGCCUACAAGAAGAAGGUCGCCCGGGAAAAGGCUGCGCUGGACCAAAAGAGAGCAGAAGAAACUUGCGCACGAAAUUCAAAUGGUUACGUUCCGGGUGACAACGUUUCCAAACGCAGUGUGUCCAACGGUAAAAUUCCAAAUGUCAACAUUUCCAACGGCCAUGUGUCUAAUGGCAAUAUCCCAAACGGCAGUGUUUUCAACGGCCACGUAUCGAAUGGCAAGAUUCCCAACGGUGGUGCUUCAAAUGGCCAUGUGGCGAACGGCCAAGUUAAAAUCGGCAGUGUUUCAAACGGCAGAGUUCCGAAUGGCAGUGUUUCCUCGGGGCAGCUCAUCAGCGGUGAGAGGGAGUCGCCCGACUCGCCCAUCUACCAGACGACGAAGCUGCAUGCCGCGCCGGACGGCUAUUUGUCCUUGGACAGCAGCGCGCAGCUCAGGAACAGGGUGUUCCUGAGUCGGGACAGGUUAUGACCCGCUCCGCCUGGUCGCUGACCGGCGCCGUCCAGAGGGCUUGCCGCCGGAUCACACGCUGAGAGCGUGAGCGUGCUUACUUCUAGCGCCGUCGUCGCUUCCGCGUGGUUCCCACACUGCAGUGACUAGAGUUUCGUAAAGCCCAUUGCGUACAAUCUCAGGCAGUUCGAGAGACGAGAGACAUGAUAAGGCCGAAUUAGUGAAGGCGCAUAUAUUUGUUUUAUAAAUAAAGUUUUCAUCAAUAAAAACAGGGGCCUUGCAAGGUUGGUAUGAAUUUGGAUAAACAUUUAUCUUUUUUUACUAUUUCUGCAACGAGAAACUAACUUUAUACCUUAAAUCAAAACCACCAUUUCAAUCUCAUAACAUAAUAAAAUGUCAAAAUAUUUAAUUUGCUAAAUUAUUUUGGGAAACAGUCCCAAUACUGUGUAUAGAGUACACUCAAUUUUUUAAAGAUAACUAAAAAAUUAGAGUAGUUUUUGGAAUUAAGAAAAAUAUUUAUUUGGUGAUGUAUCGGAACUUGCAUCAAGGGAAUUUCUUUUUUAUUUAAAUCACUAACUACCUAUUUGAAAUUGUAACCAAAUUAAAUUUUGUUGCUACUGCAAGGUCUGUUCACAAAGUUACAUUCAAUCAUUUUGGCUUAGCUUUUAAAUACUAAACAUGACUAUCUUAGAGCAAGAGUUAACGUUGACAGCUCAAAUAAGUAAUAUAUGUUAUCUUCAAUUUGAAAGAUUAGAUUAUAUGCAAUUUCAUUUUAGUCACAGUUAUUUUCUCUUAAUGGCAAGUAUUAAUGAAAGUGAUAUUUUGACAAUACAUUUUCUGUCUUAGCCAACAUCAACAAAACUUCCUUGAAAUAAAAUUAAUUCUGCCAAAACCAAAUCGGUAAUUUUUAUUUGUACUAGUGACCAGAAAAUAUUAUCAUUAUUUUACUUGCGAUAUGUGUUAUCAUUUAAUGAUAUAUGGUGAACUAUUAAUAUUUUACCAGUACACGUUUUAUUACUGAGCAUGUCAUAAUAUUUAAUAUUACUGUAAAUACAGUGGUGAAUUGUAUUUUAUGUAUAACAUUUACCAUAGGUACUUGUCAAAUGAUGUCAUUUCAUGUUUAAUGGAUUGUAUUAUUUGCAUCACAGUACAAGGAAUACGAUCGUUUCCUUACUUGUACUUAGUUACGUGGUGAAAUAAGAAAGUUGCGUAUGUGAUAAAUGUGGGAUCAUUUAGUAUUUAUUACAUAGUAACAAAUGUACCAUCUUUGUUCACUUUUUGUAAUAUAUUUGAAUGGUUACAAUAAAACCUUCAAAACGAUUUUUUUACUCUAAUAUUACUUUUCUAUCAAGCCAUAAGUGUCUCUUAUAAUUUAAAAGGAAUACAAUAUGCAUUUUUGUUGACCGAAAGUAUUCAUUUAUUUAGUUCUGACUGUUGUUGAAUGAUACGCAUAUAUAAACAGCACCUUCUGGUAGGUGUAAUGAAUAUUUGUGCGCUUAAAAAAAUGUUCAAUGUUUAACUUCAUACUACGUUAUUUUAUAAUGAAAAAUAAAAGAACUGUGCUCAACAAGGA